Durusdinium trenchii is the source of this 357-nucleotide messenger RNA. Lineage: Eukaryota; Dinophyceae; Suessiales; Symbiodiniaceae. The record is from the annotation of a GenBank genome assembly.
AUGCCCUGUGACCUGCACCUGCCCUUGGGAUGUCUGAGGAAUCACGACGCAACCUUCAAGCAAAACCAACGGCUUCAGGAUCAAACUCGUUGCAACAUCGGCCGAGCUCCCGCCGAUCGAACGGCCAUGCACGAGCCGGAGCCACUCUGCCAACCGCAUGGAUUCACGAGCCGUCUCAAUCACACUCGCUGGCGAUCGGUGGAUACCAGUUGGCCUGUCAGAUGCCAGUGCCAAAUCACACAUACUGCCGACGUCGCAUUGCGGAGCUGGAACGCUUCGGUUCGCGAAACAGCUUCGGUCCGUCCAUCCUUUCAGCUUCGCUUCGUGCGGGAUCCAGUCACCGAGUUUGCGGUAUGA